Messenger RNA from Phytophthora nicotianae INRA-310, 2128 nucleotides. RefSeq lists its product as hypothetical. Gene Ontology annotation, molecular function: protein binding. The transcript is spliced from 2 exons. Bases 1 to 1968 code for a protein of 655 amino acids. The record is from RefSeq and is a predicted model, not a curated record. NCBI's taxonomy places the organism in Eukaryota, Oomycota, Peronosporomycetes, Peronosporales, Peronosporaceae.
AUGGGGCAGAAUCAUUCCCUCGAAGCGCAAGAAAUCCCUGCGUUGGUGGCGUCGUUAGCCUCUGCCAACUCUAAUGACAAGACGAAAGCCGUCUCCACCUUGGCACAGCUGUCAAAGAAUGAAGCGCAUCAACGCAUCAUCGCCAAUUCCGGUGGCAUCCCAGUGUUAGUGACGCUGGUACAGCAUGGAACCAAAGGCCAAAAGACAGCAGCCGCGCUUAUACUAUCCAAACUCUCCACACAAACUUCACACAGGGCAGUAAUCGUGGCUUCUGGCGGGAUUUCGCCUUUGGUGGAGCUGAUUCGAGUCGGCAAUGGGGCUCAGAAGGAACACGCAGUGUCGGUGUUAUUCAAUCUGUGUAUGAACAGCAAUAACCGAGCGGAAAUCGCUGAAUCCGGCGCUAUCUUACCGUUGAUAACGUUGACGAAAGCCGUCUCCACCUUGGCACAGCUGUCAAAGAAUGAAGCGCAUCAACGCAUCAUCGCCAAUUCCGGUGGCAUCCCAGUGUUAGUGACGCUGGUACAGCAUGGAACCAAAGGCCAAAAGACAGCAGCCGCGCUUAUACUAUCCAAACUCUCCACACAAACUUCACACAGGGCAGUAAUCGUGGCUUCUGGCGGGAUUUCGCCUUUGGUGGAGCUGAUUCGAGUCGGCAAUGGGGCUCAGAAGGAACACGCAGUGUCGGUGUUAUUCAAUCUGUGUAUGAACAGCAAUAACCGAGCGGAAAUCGCUGAAUCCGGCGCUAUCUUACCGUUGAUAACGUUGGUACGGGAUGGUAGUUCGAGUCAGAGAGAAAAAGCGGCUGGAGUGUUGGCUUCGUUAGCGACUAGCGCUAAGAACCAAGUCUCGAUAACUGGCGCUCAUGGGGUCAACCCAUUGGUACAGCUGAUACGUAGUGGUGCAGUUGGCGAGAGAGUGAACGCCUUGUCGGCGUUGUGGGCUCUAUCGGCGAAUGAUACCAGCAAAGCGGAAAUUGUAGCUGCUAAAGGGAUCCCUCUUUUGGUCAAGCAGUUGAGAAGUGUUGGGGAAUACUCUAGAGAGGUUGCUGCUGGUACAUUGUGGAAUCUUUCGAUGGUUAAGGAGAACCGAAUGAGAAUUGCUGCAGCUAACGCUAUACCACCUCUAAUUGAGCUGUUGCGGACGGGGAAUACUAUUCACAAAACGAGAGCUGUGAGUGUAUUGACGAACCUUUCGACACUUCUGGGCUGCCAGCUUGCUAUUGCAGACGCAGGUGGCAUCGCUGCGAUGGUGGCUCUGAUAAAAAGUGGUAUUGAUUCUCAGAAGAAAAGUUCGUUAUUGGUGCUGUCGAAUAUUGCGGACAGUUCUAGUAAAGUCACAGCUGAGCUGGCAGCUCCAGGCACCGUUGCUGCUGUUGUGGCGAUGAUACGCAACGGUAGUGAAUCUGUAAUUCAGAACGCCACCACGUUUCUGGCAAUUUUGUCAUCAAACUCGUACAAUUCCGUGAUUGCUCAAGCUGGGGCUAUCCCGCCUUUAAUGGCGUUACUAUGGGAAGGCAGCACAUCAGUGAGAAGGAAGGCAACGCUGAUAUUGGCGAAUUUGUCGGUGGAUCCAGCCCACCGAGUAGCCAUCGCUGCUGCUGGAGGAAUUUCUGCGUUGUUGAUGCUGGUGAAGGACGGCAAUGACGAUCUUAAGGAGAUGGCUACGCUUGCGUUGUCGAAUUUAGCGAUGAAUCCAGAGAAUAAAGUGGCGAUAACAGCAGCUGGAGGCAUUCGAGCGUUCGUGAAAUUAUUGAAAGAGGGGAAUGACGCGCAGAGACACAACGCGGCGCUCGCCUUGUCGAUUCUCUAUCUCGAUAGAAGCAGCUCAGCCGCUAUCGUUACUAGUGGUGGCAGUUCCCCGCUUAUGGUGCACGCUCGUGAUGGUAGACGUCGUGAGAAAACAUACACUGCUCAGGUGUUAUCGAACUCAUCUGCGAGCACACAAAACAGCAGCCCAUCCUCACGAUAAUUUCCACAGGAAAUUUUCCCGUCUAAUCGCCUAUCGCAAACGUUGAGUAAAAAAAAAGCUGUGGAAACUACAAGCUGUUUGUUCAGGAACUCGUGGAAGUGGUAGAUUUCAGUAUUGGUGUUGGCAUAUACAAGUAAUAACGUGUAAUUCUAGAUUGUAC